Molecule: messenger RNA, 1829 nt
Organism: Vollenhovia emeryi
Lineage: Eukaryota; Metazoa; Arthropoda; Insecta; Hymenoptera; Formicidae
Product: alpha-amylase
Exons: 5
Coding region: 19-1602 (527 amino acids)
Biological process (GO): carbohydrate metabolic process
Molecular function (GO): cation binding; alpha-amylase activity
Source: RefSeq, a predicted model, not a curated record
CGAAGAGUAGCCAGUAAAAUGUCACGUUCAUUCGUGAGCAGGAAAGCAAUAUACCUUCGUGCAGGCAACCGGUGGUUAUAUAUUUCCGAGACUGAUACUUUGCAUCAGUCAGCAAUGAGCACAAUGCAAGUGCUAGUGUGCGCGUUAGCAAUACUAUCAGCGGUAGCCGCUCAGAAAGAGACGCACUAUGUGCCCGGUCAUGAUGGGAUGGUGCAUCUUUUUGAGUGGAAAUGGCACGACAUUGCAGAUGAGUGUGAAAGAUUCCUCGGUCCCAUAGGAUUCGGUGGCGUGCAGGUUUCUCCGAUCCAAGAGAAUGUGAUCGUAGGCAAUAGACCAUGGUGGGAACGUUAUCAGCCUAUAUCCUAUAAAUGGCACACGAGAUCGGGCACGGCGGACGAAUUCAGGGAGAUGGUUCGCAGGUGUAACGACGUCGGCGUGAGAAUUUACGUUGACGUGGUGUUCAAUCACAUGACCGGUAAUCACGACAACGCGAGAGGUACCGGCGGUUCGACAGCGGAUACUCAUAGCUUCAGCUAUCCAGCGGUACCGUACUCCGUAUUCGAUUUUCACACACCCCCUUGCGGCAUCAAUAAUUAUAGGGACCCAGUAAAUAUACGGAACUGCGAAUUGUCCGGCCUCCACGAUAUCGAUCAGUCCAAGGAAUAUGUCAGAGAGAAGAUCGUCAAUUUCUUGAACGAAGCUGUCGACGCUGGAGUUGCUGGUUUUCGAGUGGACGCAGCUAAACACAUGUGGCCGAGCGACCUAGAAGUGAUCUUCUCUCGGAUAAAAAAUCUCAACACCGAGCAUCAUUUCCCUUCAGAGGCGCGACCCUAUAUAUUCCAAGAGGUAAUCGAUUACGGCGGCGAAGCAAUCAGUAAAUAUGAGUACAACUCUUUCGGCGCGGUAACGGAAUUCCGCUACGGUAUGGAAAUCAGCAACUCCAUGAAUGGAAACAAUCUGUUGAAAUGGUUUGGCAACUGGGGAGAAGCUUGGGGCCUGCUGCCGUCUAAGGAUGCUGUGGUAUUUAUUGACAAUCACGAUACUCAGCGUGGUAACCCCAAUAUACUCACCUAUAAGUCGUCGAAGCGGUACAAGAUGGCUGUUGCUUUCAUGCUGGCGCAUCCUUACGGGACCGCGCGUGUCAUGAGCUCCUUCGACUUUCAUUCCUUCGACGCUAAUCCGCCGCAGGACUCCGCUGGCAAUCUCCUAUCUCCAAUCAUCAAUCCAGACGAUACCUGCGGCAACGGCUGGGUCUGCGAGCACCGAUGGCGCCAGAUUUACAACAUGGUGCGCUUCCGAAACGCCGCGAAUAAUACCGACAUCAACAACUGGUGGGACAACGGCCAGAACCAAAUCGCCUUCUGUCGCGGUAACGCGGGAUUCAUCGCGAUCAAUGGCGACGGAUAUGACUUUAAGCAGACUCUUUUCACCUGCGUGGAGCCUGGCACUUACUGCGACGUCAUCUCCGGGAACUUGGAGAACAACAAGUGUACUGGUAAAGUCGUAACAGUCGAUCAAGAUAGAAGGGCGCAUAUAGAAAUCUUGACGAACGAGGAAGACGGUGUUCUCGCUAUUCACCAACAGGCAAAGGUGAAGUCAUAAAGAUCCAAUUAGACGAAUAAAAAAUUUAGUGCUAUGACACAGAAUGUAAGUACAUAAUAUAAAACAGGUGUAAGUUUAAAAGAAUUUAAUUGCAUUCGGAUUAAUUACAACCAACUAUGUAAGAUAUAAUUUGAUUGUACUUUUAUUUGUACUUGUACUUGUUACGAAUAAAAUAUAAGCGUUUGCAUAGCAACACAGUGUAAUGUGUUGGUAUGUUUGAAAUGUCA